Messenger RNA from Puccinia triticina, 1197 nucleotides. RefSeq lists its product as uncharacterized. The record is from RefSeq and is a predicted model, not a curated record. Lineage: Eukaryota; Fungi; Basidiomycota; Pucciniomycetes; Pucciniales; Pucciniaceae. Bases 1 to 1197 code for a protein of 398 amino acids. The transcript is spliced from 3 exons.
AUGCGUGCUGCGUUAUAUUCGACGCUUUCCGCCUACCGCACUUUCAACUCAUUAAUCUUGGUUCUUUUGGGGUUUGAGGCAAAAAUUGCAAAAGAACUUUAUGAUGCGAUUUCUAAUCUCAGUGAACUCGUCAAAAGUCUUAUGGGGAAAGUUUCCAUGAGCGCGGACCGGCCACCGGACCUCGGAAAAUCAGCGGGGACAGGUCUUUUUGGAAACGCUGAGCAUCGUGAACUGGUAGCCUUAGACUUCUUGAAGGGAACGAAAAAAGUCGUGAAAAUUUUAGAGACAUCAAUUAGAAGCACGCGUUUUCCACCUGAUCAACAGAUAUUGGCCGCUGUCCGCGAAAGAAUGGCACUUGACCAUAUAAAUGAAGCCCUCGUCAAAUUUCUUAUCAUCCUUCAAAGGCACAACCUCGCUUCUCCCGAGUGGCUCGAAAAUGUAUUGAACAAGCAACAAGGAGUUGAAAUCAUAUUCAACUACCUCGCGCACUUCGGUUUUUUGGGGUGGCAUUGGCUAGAGCGGUUACAUCUAAUGAACCAGCUGUCUGCGUUCGAUGGUCGCUUUGGUGACGUGGCAACGAAUUUCUGGUACUACACAUUACCGUAUUUCUUGAAGGAAGAUGCGAAUCAUAAGUUACAAGAAAAAAAUAUCAAAAAAUUGUUGUCGGAAUUGAUGAAACAGAUCAGAGAUAUCAGCAAAUCAUCCGGGAAGAUCAGCAUAUCAUCGCCUCCAAUCAUGGAAAUCUUGUCCUUGAAAGUUUUACACAGUAUGGUGCGAUUCUUGGGCCGAUAUCACAUCCGCUUGUGGGUGAAUGAGGAGGGUAGACGGAUAAGAAAGGAUGCUAAACGGUUCCGAGAGCUUGAUAACAUAAUCAUGCUGUUCUCUGAUCUAAUCAAAUCAGUCUAUUUCCAGUAUGGCCAGUCCACGCAAAAAAUAAUCCCGUUCUGGAAUCUCGACGACUCUAUCGCGAUGAUUUACUUGUCGGAUAUCAAUAAGAGCGCUCAGCCUGCGACAGUCGAAUUACUCGCUGAAAAAAUCGCCCAUUAUCAAAAAUAUCCUCAGCUUCCCUAUUUUCAACCGAUGAUAAAUAACAUUUUUAAGGGUCUCGGCGACACUCAAAACCACGAGGCACGUCGGCGGCUCGAUGGACUGAAACUAAUUUUCCUGAAUCCUGAGAAAAUUUACACUGCAACAUGA